Molecule: messenger RNA, 1091 nt
Organism: Rhizopus microsporus ATCC 52813
Lineage: Eukaryota; Fungi; Mucoromycota; Mucoromycetes; Mucorales; Rhizopodaceae
Product: phosphatases II
Exons: 4
Coding region: 308-865 (185 amino acids)
Biological process (GO): protein dephosphorylation
Cellular component (GO): nucleus
Molecular function (GO): phosphatase activity
Source: RefSeq, a predicted model, not a curated record
UUAAUGUCCCGAUUGCAUUUUUAAAGCAACGAGAAUCACCUGACCAGAUUAAAUCUCAACUUGGAGAGUUAUUGAAAGAAAGAGAGAGAGGGGGAAGCCUUUUUCUUUCUUUUCUUUCCUUGAUGAUUGAUCCAGGCUAAUUUGUAAAUGUUGUGUCCUUAAUCAAAAAUUUACAUCUAGUUUUGCAUAUAGUCUAAUAUUACGCUUUAUAUCACUUACACAAAGAAAAAGAAAACCUCAUCUCACCUCCCCCUUCUACUUUUUUUAUAUAUUUUCAAUUUUAAUUCUUCUCCUUUUGCUCUAACCAAUGUAUACUCGGGCACAUUCCCCCUUUAAUACAACGGCCAAUAGGCCCUUAAUCAACCCUCCUACUUUUAUUGAACACAAUGGACUCCGUUUCUUGAUCGUUGAUGCACCUUCUGCAAAUAACUUACCACUUUAUCUAAAGGAAUUCAAACGAUGGAACGUGACAGAUGUCGUACGAUGCUGUGAAGCAACAUAUCCAAAGGAGCCAUUGAGCGAGAUUGGUAUCCAAGUUCACGAUUUUGUCUUUGUGGAUGGUGAACCACCACCUGCAGGUAUUGUUGAUGCGUGGCUUCAUUUAAUUGACGAUAGAUUCUUGAAUGCUGAACAAAAGCAGGACGACAAGGAAGAAUUAUCACCUUGCAUUGCUAUCCAUUGUGUAGCCGGUUUGGGAAGGGCACCUGUACUUGUGGCCAUCGCUUUGAUCGAGGAUGGUAUGCCACCACUGGAUGCGGUUGUGUAUAUACGAGAACGUCGUAGAGGAGCCAUCAAUAAGAAGCAGCUCAGAUACAUUGAGACAUAUAAACCAAGGUCAAAGGGCAGCAAAUGUAUUAUAUCAUAAUUAGAUUCCCCAGUUCAGUAAUAGAAAUAAAGUGCACUGCAUAAACCACUUUAAACCCAACAAGCGGGUGUUCUUUCAAAAAAGGAAAUACUUAUCGGAUGUCAUUCAGGGUUGUCAUGCUUUGAGACAAAUUUGAAAGAUAUUGUAUUGAUUACGAAAAUAUACAUACUUUCUUAUUACUGUCCCCUUUAUUUUAAGGCUUUUUAUACGGGAUAAUAUAAUACUC